AUGGAGUACAAAGUGACAGUGGCGACAGGGACCUCAGAGUACUCUGGGACCAAUAAUUAUAUCUAUGUUACCUUGGUGGGAGAGAAAGGUGAGAGUGAGAGAACACUACUGGACAAUCCUGGCUUGGACUUCUGCAGAGGAGCGGUAGAUGACUACACAGUUCAUACCACGUCUCCUCUGGGACGCAUCCUCUUGGUGCGUCUGGAAAAGGAGAAAUACUGGGUGGAAGACAACUGGUUUUGCCGUUAUGUGAAAGUCGCUGUACCGGGAGACGCUGCCCAUUUGACGUUUCCCUGCUAUCGUUGGUUAGUGGGCAACGUGAAAGUGGAGCUACGUGAAGGCGCAGCAAAAAAGCAGACUGAUGACUACUUACCUGAGCUUCUGGCCCACAGGAAAACAGAGCUCUGCGAAAGACAGAAAACGUAUCGAUGGCAAGCAUGGGCGCCUGGUAUUCCCAAGUGUAUCGAUGCCAAAUCAGAGGCGGAUCUUCCUCAGGAUGCCCGUUUUGAUAAUGAAAAAAGGAGUGAUUUCGAGGGUUCUCUCCAGUACGCACUUCUGGAGCUGUCUCUGAAGAAGUUGGCCAUCAAGUUUGGCAGGUCUUGGACUGACCUGGAUGACUUUAAGCGAAUCUUCUGGAAACUGAGAAGCCCCAUUGCUGAGUAUACCAUGCAGCACUGGAAGGAAGACUGGUUUUUCGGCUACCAGUUCCUGAAUGGUUCGAACCCUCGUAUGAUCCAGAGGUGCCAGGAGCUGCCCUCUAACUUCCCACUCUCAGGAGACAUGGUCCAGGCUUCUCUAGCACCCCGAACCACUCUGGACAAGGAACUCAAGGCAGGAAAUAUCUACCUAGUUGACUAUGCAAUUGUGGAUGGUGUUCCCACAAACGUCAUCAGGAACCAGCAGCAGUACAUCGCUGCCCCUCUCUGCUUACUGUAUGAGCAUCCUGACGAAGGCCUCAUUCCCAUUGCAAUACAACUGGAGCAGAACCCUGGGAGAGACAGUCUGAUGUUCCUUCCCAGUGACCCGCCCUUGGCCUGGUUAUUGGCCAAGAUGUGGGUCCGUCACUCAGAAUUCCAGGUUUUUCAGUUGCUGUCUCAUCUGCUGCGCACUCACUUGGUGGCGGAAGUGUUCUGUGUGGCCACGCUGCGUCAGUUGCCUGCUGUACACCCCAUUUACAAGCUACUAACACCUCAUUUGAGGUACACACUGGAGAUUAAUUGUCGUGGCCGUACUCAGCUCAUCUCUGCAGAUGGGAUCUUCAAAAGGGUGGUGUCCACAGGAGGAGAUGGGCUCUUGGUUUUGGCUCAGAGAGAGUAUAAGAUCCUAACCUACCGCUCCCUCCAGCCCCCAUAUGACUUCCUGGACCGCGGAGUCACCAAACUCAAGAACUAUUUCUACAGAGACCACGCUCUAAUGCUGUGGGAUGUUAUUCAGAGUUUCGUCACGGGGAUGGUGUCGCUGUAUUACAGUAGCGACAGUGAUGUGGUGGAGGACCCCGAACUGCAGGCUUGGAUAAAAGACGCUGUUGAGGAGGGUUUUGUGGACGUGCCACAAUUCGGUCUGGACAGUGAGCUAAAGAGUAAGAAAGAACUUGUCACACUGCUAAGUGUUAUCAUCUUUACCUGCACGGCACAGCAUGCAGCGACCAAUAACGGACAGUUUGACUGGUGCGCGUGGGUCCCAAACACUCCGUGCACCAUGCGCCAGCCCCCGCCCACCGACAAGGAUGCCAUCACCAUGCAGCUGAUCAUGGAUACGCUCCCUGAUAUCAGCCAAUCAUGUGUAGAGCUGGCCAUCACGUGGCAUCUGGGUCGGGCCCAGCCGGACGCGAUCCCUAUGGGACAAUAUGUGGAGCAGUACUUUACUGAGUCACAGGCCCAGCAGUUGAUUGACAGGUUCAGGAAGGACCUGAAGGAGGUGGAGGAGCAGAUUGUGAGUCAGAACAAAGGCGUGGAGCUCCAGUACCUGUACCUGUGUCCCAGCCGCAUUGAAAACAGCAUUACCAUCUGAAAUCCACCCGCCUUUUCCCAGCGUCCUACUUCCAACAGGGGGCGCUUCUGAGCCUCCAAAUCUCCACUCACACGUAUCACAUUUCUCAGAGUGCUGAUUUAGGAAUAGUUUUUGCCUUUCACGAUCCUAAUAAAUAGAGUUGUAUCGACCGGCAAAAGCCAUUCCGAGAUCAGCUUACUUUGAGACGCCUGAUACAAAUGGGUUCUGGUCAGCUGUGUAUGCAUCCAUAAUUAUACAGAGAGCUCUGUGUUUCUGUACAAAAUCUUUAAUUUAAUAUCCACAUGGACUAUCUGUGUAACUGCUUUGCCCACUGGAGGACCAGAAUUGUACACCAGUUCAUCUUCUUCACCAUUAUACAUACUGUACCACUACAGCAUCAGAUAUAGCGUCGUGUCAUUACGGCCUAACUGUACAUAGUUAAAUGGCUUCACACUUAACCUUUAACAGAAGUAAUGUUUAUAGUUUUAGCAGCACCCAGAAUAAGAAUAUUGCUACAUUUAAAGGUAUUGGGAGAUGUAAUUUCAACUAUAUUUGUUUUUUGGU
Molecule: messenger RNA, 2553 nt
Organism: Chanos chanos (milkfish)
Lineage: Eukaryota; Metazoa; Chordata; Actinopteri; Gonorynchiformes; Chanidae
Gene: alox12
Product: arachidonate 12-lipoxygenase
Exons: 14
Coding region: 1-2010 (669 amino acids)
Biological process (GO): lipid oxidation
Molecular function (GO): oxidoreductase activity, acting on single donors with incorporation of molecular oxygen, incorporation of two atoms of oxygen; protein binding; iron ion binding
Source: RefSeq, a predicted model, not a curated record